This is a messenger RNA of Drosophila bipectinata, 1489 nucleotides long. RefSeq lists its product as uncharacterized. Lineage: Eukaryota; Metazoa; Arthropoda; Insecta; Diptera; Drosophilidae. The record is from RefSeq and is a predicted model, not a curated record.
GCCUUUCUGGCAACCCAUUGAAGCCUGCGCCCUGUAGUCCUUCGGUGGUGGAAAGAAAAUGUAACAACAAAAGGAUAAUAAAUAACAGGCUAAACUGGAAUGGGCCACAACACAACAAUUGACGCUCAGAUCCUUUUGCGGCAUCGAUUUUAAACGGGAACAAGAUACAUCCACAGAUACAUCCAUUGAUAGAGGAGAUACAUCCACAGGAUACAAUCACACUGCUAGGCUCACACCCACGGGGAUUUAUUGAAAGAACGAGUCCAGCUCGUUUGCGGAUCCUGUUUUGAUGUCCUCGAGUAGACGCUUCUACUUCACGUCGGAGCUGGAGGACAAUGAGGGGGCAAUGGAAAACAACAACAAUGAAAGGGAGGUGGAAGCUGACAAGGAUCCCGACAACGAUCCAGAGGAUGCGGAAUUCCUUCAGGAAGUGCCAUACUCGUCGAGUAGCGUUGACCGCAGCUCGGUGGGCUCGAUUCCAUGGGCGGACGAUGCCAUCAAGAAGAACCUACUGGCCUGGGAGCGGGUGGAGCGCCUGCUGAGUGGUGAAGAUUCCCUGGAAGACGAGAAGGAACCAGAACUGCGUAAUGAGAUCACUGACUGGCAAAGGAAGUUUCCGAGUUUGCUAGGUCGAAAGACCCGCUACAUGCGACACCAUAGCUUUGACAGCCAGGCCCGUGAGGAGAUUGACUCGAUUUCCAAUCUCAGCCUAAACUCCCUAGACGACGAAGACGAUGACGAGGCGGAGGAUGGGUUUCUUACCCCUACCGCCGAGCGCCACCAUCAGCCUUUGACGAGAACAUAUCAGCGUUCGGGUCAGAAACUAGUGGAUCUCCUAGACAGGGAUCUGAGAGUAACCUCUAUUUCUGUCAAACUACUUAAGCGCCAGCGAUCCCAUCAGACUGAAAUGCCCAUCUCAGCCUCUCAUACCCAAUCCUCGGCUAACCGCUUGCGGAUGCCACCUAUCCUUAACGUGCUGGACACCAAUCGUCGCUUUCGGGGAUUACUGAAUAACCGUAGCUUCGUGCAACUAACCCAGGUCCAGCAGCAGCAGCACCAAGCCAAGUCGGCCGUUUUAAGUCACCAGGGCAGCCGAUCCUCUUGGCACAUGCCCAUGGCAGCCAAUCGUUUCUUCAACAACAAGAACGCCGUUGUUUUGCCAUCGUUAAAGCUGGGAAGGCACAGGGAGUUGGCCACCACUACCGCCACAUCUAGUCAGAGCAACUCUAGUGGUGGCGGCGGACACAACAGUCAUGGUAAUAGCAACAGUUCCUCCACCCGGUCGUCGCGUCAGUUGCCGCCUUUUGGACUGGGAAUGAGCUUGGGCAGCGUCUCUAGCAAUACGCCAUCCACGGGACGUUCCAUAUCGGCGGCAGUUCACCAUCCGCGAUCGGAAUUCGUCCCGAGUAGCGCCUUCUACAUACCAUAUAGUGCCUCAAAAUUUAAAGCCUUCAAGUAACCUCAAGCAAUAAAACUGAACCUAAAGGAG